AAUGUUGAAAGUGUCUUUAAUAUGGAAGAGCCUGAAUAUUUAAAUUCUUUCUUCUGUAUCCAUAUCCAAAACUUUGUACUUUUUUUUUAAGUGACACCGGCAUACCUCGUUUUACUGCACUUCGCUUUAUUGUGCUUUGUGUAAAUUAGGGGGGCGAGGUGGUGGGUGGUUAACAAAUUGAAGAUAAGACUCUCCACUAGAAAAUAGAUUAUGACUCACCGAAGAUUCAGAUCAGGAUUAGUAAUUUUUUAGCAAUAAAUUGUUCUUAAUUACGCACAUUGUGUUUUUAUAGUUAAUAGACUAUUCCAUGCUUACUAGACUAUAGUGUGGUGUAAUCGUAACUUCUAUAUGCACUGGGAAACCAAAACAAUUGUGCAACCUGCUUUGUUGAGCUAUUCACUUUAUUGCGGUGGUUUGGAACCACACCUGCAAUAUCUCCAAGUUAUGCCUGUACUUGAGACAUAGAAAAUUGGAGACUUUUGGGUCUCUCUAAUUGCACAAAUUUCUAAUAUAUGCUGACAAUAGAACGAGUUUUAUUUUGAAUAAUAAAAUGGGGAGUGUUGGUUGGAUUGAAAUUCUGAUAUUGCCUGUAUUAGAAUGAUGAGCACUGUUUUGUUUCACUGGCGAUCUAGGCUUUCUGACUCCUGCCAGAAAGCAGUUUCCAGAACAUUCUCAGGACGUUAAGCUCAGCACACACCAGCCUUGGUGUGGACGUGUCAGUGAUGCAGGAGAAUGAGGCUUGCUUUGAGGCACAGGAGAUGUUUAUUUGUCAGAACAGCCACUGAUUCCUUCCAGGGCACAGGGUAAAACUGGGGGUGGCCAAGCCCUCUGUCACUGUUCAGCCCCCAUCUAUCUCUGAGUUAUUUCAAGGCAGCCAUGGAGACAGGCUGAGCCUAUUACCCCACUGAGCCCUAGCGCCUGCUGCAGGCUGCACUCAGAAGCUGUUCUUCUCUGGUUGUUGAAUAGACUCUUGGGUGGUGCUAACGUGCUCCAGACUGAAAGACAAAGAACCGGCAAGGCUUUCUAUUCCGUAAGACUGACUGCUGAGUGAACUUGGAGGGUCCCCACUCUGAACCUCAGUUUUCUCUUCUACAAAACGAAGGCUUGAACUAUGCACUCUCUCAAACCCCACCUCGCUCUCAAAUUUACGGUCUCUUGGCUCUAAGAAAAUGGUGAUGUUGAGCUCAGAGGAUGUGAUUCUCCAAGAUGUGCGUGAUUUUGGUAGUGGGGGGAAGGCAGGAGCCCUGCAGGGGCAGGAGGGCUACGUGUCUGCUCUGAUGAAAUGUGAUGGUUUCUGUUAUCUCUCUCUUUCCUUUUUCCUUCUUUGUUUUUUUAACCGUGUAUGAGAUGAGUCUUACCAUUGCUCUUUCUCAAAUGAAAAUAUGUACAAUGUAACCCAUAGACACAUCAGUUUGGUACUUAACAAACCAGAUGGUUUAACCACAGGUAAACACACAUGCACACAGUUAUUUUCUAAGCCGUGACAGGGAUAUAUUCCACAACUGGAGAUGGGUCUGAAUGACUCUAGUAGAGUGUAAGUCCUUGAGUUUCAUACUGACGCAGUAGAAGAAAGUAAAAAUUAAAUAAGAGGGAGAGAGAGAAAGAAAUGCCACACAUACAACUUUUCUGGAACUAGGAAGGGAGAAUUAUAUCCUUGGAUGCAACGGAAGUUCAGAAAAAUAAAUACAAAGCUGCCACACUUGUAGAAUUCAACUAAAAAUUGUUUAUUAUUAACAAGAUGAUGUCCCAUAUUUAACAAUUGUUAUUCAGAUACAAGAAAAAAAACAACACCACCAUUUAGCAUUCUCUUAGACUGGGCUUUCUCUGUGCCUUAAGUGUAGCCAGUAUCUUAUUACAGAAAGUCAGAGUCCGCACCACACCUUCUUCUCACGUUUGUAAAGAACAAGACUGAGGAAAUAGUUGCCUGGGCCUCUGUCUCCAGGAUGGAGCCCUAACCGUUUGGCCUGAAGCAUUUAGAGCCGGAAGCCCACCCCUCCCACUGGAGCCGGCUUCAGGUCUGCCAACCUCCUGGUAGUGGAAACGCGCCGCAGAACAAGAUCUGUGUCGCUGUCUUUGCAGAAUGGGUUGCUCCAUUUUUUGUUUGUUUUUGUUUGUUUCGUUCUAAGCAAUGUAAAAUGAACAUCCGGUGUGUGUGGUCAGCUCAUUGUCAGCUCAUUGCUGAUGGAGCGCUUGGCUGAUGGAGAAGCGGGCCCUCUCCGUUAGAGAUCUCAGUCGGGGGCCACGUCUCCACCUAGAAACACCCCUGGCACGCUCCUGCCUCCCUCCAGCUCGCAGUUCACCUGCCCGGCAGAACCAAGGCGCGCGUCCUGCUGAUUCUUGUAUUUUUUGCCCUUUGUCAUAUACGGAGAGUGUGGAGAGAAAGGAGGAUGAAUGGACGGGCUUUGACUGGCGGCGCUGGUGACGCCUCUGCUGUUCCUCUUUGGAGGAACCCUUUUGGAAAUAAAGCUGGUGAGGCGACACGCGGAGGCUUCUCCCGGCUAAAGCUGGCCUGGGCCCGGGGGCCGCCGGAACAGGGCCUAGGGGAAGAGAUAGCCAUGGAGGACAGCCCCACUAUGGUUAAGGUGGACCGGGGUGAAAACCUGACCUCACCACGUCGAAGGAGAAGGCGCCUUCCCAAGGCUCUUGGCUAUGUCACCGGUGACAUGAAAGAAUUUGCCAACUGGCUUAAAGACAAACCCCAAGUGCUCCAGUUCUUCGACUGGAUUCUGCGGGGCCUAUCCCAGGUGGCGCUUGUCAACAACCCCAUCAGCGGAAUCCUGAUUCUGGUGGGACUCCUGGUCCAGAACCCUUGGUGGGCUCUCAAUGGCUUUAUAGGAACCGCGGUCUCCACCCUGACAGCCCUGAUGCUCAGUCAGGACAGGUCAGCAAUCGCAGCCGGGCUGCACGGCUACAACGCCACCCUCGUGGGGAUACUUAUGGCCGUCUUUUCAAACAAGGGAGACUACUUCUGGUGGCUGCUAUUCCCUGUCUCUGUGAUGUCCAUGACUUGUCCAAUUUUCUCAAGUGGGUUGAACUCCGUGUUCGGCAAAUGGGACCUCCCUAUCUUCACCCUGCCCUUCAACAUGGCAUUGACCAUGUACCUUUCGGCCACAGGACAUUACAAUCCAUUCUUCCCAGGAAAAUUGUUCUCACCCAUAGCCUCAGUUCCCAAUGUCACCUGGUCUAAACUCGAUGGCCUGAAGUUACUGAAAUCCCUGCCUGUGGGUGUUGGUCAGAUAUACGGCUGUGAUAAUCUGUGGACGGGGCUCAUUUUCCUGUGCGCCAUCCUGCUUUCCUCCCCACUCAUGUGCCUGCACGCUGCAAUCGGGUCGGCGAUAGGGGUAGCAGCAGCGCUCAGCCUCUCGGCUCCGUUUGAGAACAUCUACUUUGGACUUUGGGGUUUCAACAGCUCUCUGGCCUGCAUUGCAAUUGGAGGGAUGUUCAUGGCGCUCACCUGGCAAACCCACCUCCUGGCUCUCGCCUGUGCCCUGUUCACCGCCUACCUGGGAACCAGCAUGUCACAUCUGAUGGCUGUGGCCGGACUGCCAUCUGCCACCUGGCCCUUCUGUUUGGCCACACUACUGUUCCUCUUGCUGACCACGAAAAACCCCAACUUCUACAGGAUGCCCCUCAGUAAAGUCACUUACCCUGAAGAAAACCGUAUCUUCUACCUACAAGCCAAGAAAAUGUUGGUGGAAAGCCCUCUGUGAGAGCAACCUUCAUCCACAACGGUGGUCACGGUCAUUUCUGACUAACUGCCCCAGUUGGCUUCCAGUCUCAGUAAAUCGUUGUUUUUCACUAGUAACCUCUUUCCUGCUAACCCACCAGCUAUCUGUUCUUAAGCUCAUUUUGCAGUUUUCUCUUAGACUUCAGGGACAUCCCUAAACAUGUGAGAGACGCAUCGGGACCACACGCUCUGGCUAUGGAAUGUUAAACCCUCGUGGGGCAUUGCCAUGAAGACUGGAGUGUAUUUACAAAGCCAAAAUGCUCCAGCAGAAAGAGGAACUGAGACUAGAGCUAAUUAUUGAUAUUUAUUGACGUUUUUUAUGUUUGGUUGGCUAGAUGGGGUUAACAGUAUUAAAAAUUAAGCUCUGUAAACCAAAUAAAGCCUUAAGGAAACGGAAUUCAUGGUCGUAAAAUCGAAGUCAACCCCAAAAUCUCAGAUAAGCUGUUUGACUUGUGAAAAAUCAAUGCACGUUACACAUGAUAAGCUGUGGUCAGCAUGGCAAGGCUGAUAAAGUGCUGAGCUUGCUCCCGGCUCCUCAGCAGGACGGCCUCUGUGUUGUCAAUGUGUGGGUUUCACUUGCAGAAGAUGGUUGUUUCUUUUCAGGCUAACAGAGCUGCGUUAGGGAGAAAGAAUUUCUGUCAGUCAACAUUAUUCUGUAUUGUUACUUUUCUUGGAGAUUGCAAGGGAUUUUUUAGGAGGAGUUUAUUAUCUUUUUCUUGUGAGAAUGGAUUUGUCUUCAAUGAGAUAAGAGAAGUUCUUGGCUUAACCAGUUCCUAAAUAGUAUAGAAAGUUACAUUUUUAAAAAGAUUUUUAAAAAAUAUUUCUCAGAGAGGAAGGGAGAGGGAGAGAGAGAGAAG
Myotis davidii is the source of this 4584-nucleotide messenger RNA. RefSeq names its product solute carrier family 14 (urea transporter), member 1 (Kidd blood group) (gene SLC14A1). The transcript is spliced from 10 exons. NCBI's taxonomy places the organism in Eukaryota, Metazoa, Chordata, Mammalia, Chiroptera, Vespertilionidae. Gene Ontology annotation, molecular function: urea transmembrane transporter activity. Bases 2388 to 3710 code for a protein of 440 amino acids. Gene Ontology annotation, biological process: urea transmembrane transport. The record is from RefSeq and is a predicted model, not a curated record. Gene Ontology annotation, cellular component: membrane.